UGAACAAGAAAUGUCUACGUUCGAUUGAUUUUUAAUAGGAUUGCGACGAAAAUAACCCACCUCAUCAACCGUGAAAAUCGCAUAGCACUGGGUCGAUAGAACUUAAGAGGUUAAUAUCUAUUCUAGAUUGCAUUUCAACUUUGGAUUUGUGAGUCAAUGUGCAGCGUCUUUGAAUGAUUUGAGUAUAUGUUCUAACCAUGGAUUAGCACAUGCAUGAUUCUACAUACACUUUACAAAUAAUUUUGAAGUUCAUUCGACCGUGGAAUUUUGAAUCCGUUUUUCUUGCGCUCCCAAAAUCGAACCAUGUCGGAUUCGGAGGAGCACUACCGUUUAGUGGUCAUGGGAUCUGGAAAGGUAGGUAAAACCGCAAUAAUUCAACAAUUCAUCAAUAAUAAAUUCGAGGAGAAGUAUAAAGAAACCGUGGAAGAUCUACAUUGUCGAGAAUAUCAUAUUAACGGACAUAGUAUUAAAGUAGAUAUUCUAGACACUUCUGGGACAUUGCAAUUCCCAGCUAUGAGGAGAUUGUCCAUAUCAACAGCGCACGCUUUUGUUUUGGUCUAUUCUAUUGACGAUUCUGCGUCGUUUGAUAACGUUAAACAAAUAUACAACCAGAUCCAGGAACAGAGAACAAACUUCGGUGAUAUACCUAUCGUGGUCGUAGGAAAUAAAACCGAUCUCGAGCUCCAACGUCGGGUGGACAUCGACGACGCCCGCGUGACUCUAGCGCAAAAUAACUGGAACUGCGCGCACCUUGAAGCGUCGGCAAAGGAGAAUUCUCUAAUACUGGACAUAUUUCAGAAGCUUCUACAGAUGGCGAAGAUUCCCAUUGCUAGGGAGUUGAGCCCCGUGUUGAAACGGAGAAUGAGUGAGUACGGUUACAAGUCAAGGCAGCGGGGAGAGAGGAGAAGUUUCAGGGAAAGCGACAAGGAUUUGUCAAGAAGUCGGAGCUUGAUUCGGAGAUCAGCGAGACCUAAAAUGAAAGCAACGGACCCUAACAAAAAUGACUGUGUCAUCUGCUAGCUGUGCGGUCAUAAAGAGAAAAGUCGGAUUGUAUCUAUAUUUGUAUUGAUUAUGCGCUGUGUCCUGGACUGUGAAUGUAUAAGAUGGAUGGGUGUGUGAUCUGACGAGUGGUAUGUUAGGCUUCAUCGAGUGUUGCAUUUCUCCAUGACUGCAAAGAUGAGCUCUGCCUCAUUUUGAUUGUGAAAAUCUUGUUGUUUUUAAUGUGUAAGGAAAAUGCAUUUUCAGUUCUUCCACCAUUUGCUGCAAGAUGAGGAAUGGAAGCUAAUGAUAAUGAUUAA
This is a messenger RNA of Strongylocentrotus purpuratus (purple sea urchin), 1298 nucleotides long. RefSeq names its product GTP-binding protein Di-Ras2-like. NCBI's taxonomy places the organism in Eukaryota, Metazoa, Echinodermata, Echinoidea, Camarodonta, Strongylocentrotidae. The record is from RefSeq and is a predicted model, not a curated record. The coding region runs from base 304 to 1020 and encodes 238 amino acids. The transcript has a single exon. Gene Ontology annotation, molecular function: GTPase activity; GTP binding.